Molecule: messenger RNA, 1184 nt
Organism: Paramecium octaurelia
Lineage: Eukaryota; Ciliophora; Oligohymenophorea; Peniculida; Parameciidae
Source: the annotation of a GenBank genome assembly
AUGAAUACAUAUUUUCUUGCUAGCAAGUCCUAUUUGAUGAAAAAGUUUUCAAUUCUUUCAGAACAAUAACUUUACUUCUAUUUAGGUAAAAGAUUCACUUUUCCUAUUUGCAAUAAAACUGAGAUGAUUCAUUACAUUUAUUUCUUAUCUUUAAGCAAUGAAAGAAGAUUUCUUGGAGAUUCUGCUAAGUUUAGAGUAAUCGAAUUACUUAAUCAAAAUAACAAUUUUAUAAAUUCCAUGAAUCUGGAAUAAUAGCUCCCCUUAUUAGCGGGAUUAAGCAAUUUAUACAUUUAUGAUGAAAAACUUAUAAAAUCAAUCUGUCAGGUGAUUCAAUAAAAUCUGCCAUCUAUAAAUAUAAGAGACAGAUUAUUUAUUGUACAUAAUCUCUAAAAAUUGAGAAUGGAAAAUCAUCCAUUAUUCGCAAUCAUUUCAGAUCAACUAAACAAUCAAUUUGAAUUUAUGGAUCAUUUUGAUUAAAUCGUUUAUCUACUAAUACAAACUAGGCUAUAUCAUGAGAACUUGGUGUCGUCCUAAAUAAUUGAAAAUCUUUUAAAGCAAUUUAUGGAUCAAAAAAAGGAAACUAUCCAAAAUUACUCUAACUAAUUCAAUUCUCGUUAUUGUUAAUUGAUGUUCAAUUUAUUCCCAGAAGUAAUUGGUUAAAACUAUUAAGAUGCCAAACCUUCGGAAUAAAAUUAAUUUUAUCCGCAUUUCCAAAAAUUAGAAAGGAUUUAUAGAAUUGCUAGAAGAGUUAUUGAUAAAAGAACUGGAUUUCAAAAAGUAGAUUAUUAUGAGUACUAAAAUGUUAAUUUCUUGAAAAUCCCAAUAGAAGAAAAUAGAGAGAAAUUAACAAGUUUGGAGCUUAAAGUUCUUAAUGUCCUCAAAACAUUAAAUAUAAAAUUUAAUUCUCAAGAAAGAAUUCUUAUUUAUAAUGUUGAUUUUCUUUUACCAAAUAAUAUCAUAAUAAAUUGCAAUGGUCCGUUGCAUUUUAUCAUGAAUCUUUAAUAAUAACUUAUCGGAUAUAGCCCAAACCAUCAAACGGUUUUAAGGUACUAAUGAAGCACAUUAAUAGGCAUCUUAAAUCAGGAAAUUACCACAUAGUUGAUAUUGAAUAUGAAGAAUGGAAUAAAUUAACAAAUCUUUCAAGUAAAUAAAGUUAUUUAAAGAGUUUAAUCAAUGUUAUAUGA